Messenger RNA from Aspergillus homomorphus CBS 101889, 1632 nucleotides. RefSeq lists its product as uncharacterized. NCBI's taxonomy places the organism in Eukaryota, Fungi, Ascomycota, Eurotiomycetes, Eurotiales, Aspergillaceae. The coding region runs from base 240 to 1532 and encodes 430 amino acids. The transcript is spliced from 2 exons. The record is from RefSeq and is a predicted model, not a curated record. Gene Ontology annotation, cellular component: cellular bud neck; plasma membrane.
GAUCCCAAAUCGCUUCCGAAAUAUUUCGCACGAUCGCUCUUCAGGUCGACUCCGCUCCUUUCGCUAUCAUAACGUCGCAAAGUACAUUACAUGAUCGCGCACAACGUGUCCGGAACACGCACACAAACAGGUUCUAUAACUCUGAACGACUACAUUCGUUUAAAUCCGGUCUCGGAUCAACAGUGGGGUUCUUGGGAAACUAGCGCCAAGGUAGUAACACACGGAUUGCCAGGGCUAUAAUGAGUCCGGUGGAUAGAGUCCCCGCCCCAUUGUGGGCGCGGGAUAUAGUCAGCGACCUCAAGUCUGCGUCCUCCACGUUCUCGAGUUGGGAUAGCUGCAUGUCGAAGGCUUACUGCAAGUGGCCUGUCAUCGCGGCUAUUAUCGUCGGCGCGCUCAUCCUUCUGUCCAUCAUCGCAUGUGUGGUCAACUGUCUCUGUUGCGGCAUCCAGUGCUGCACAGGAUGCUGCGGAUGUUGCUCCAUGUGCUGUCCGUCGCCUCGAAACAGGCAACGCAAGGCCCAGUACUCGGAUGAUCCGUACCCACCCCCGGAAAUGCCAGGGGCGAUGCCGCCGUCCAUGCCGGUGAACACGCCGUAUCAGCCUCUACAGCAACCACCUGUGUAUCGUGGAGCGGAAGUCGCUCGGUUUGAUGCGCCAACGAGCCCUGUAGGCUCGAAAUUUCACGAUGAUGCAUUACCUGCCAUGCCUAGCUGGGAUAAUGCUGUGACGAAGAGGGUUGAAGAUACCGGGCCCCAUGUUGAAACGGUCGAAUUGGAGGCCAUGGACCAUGUCAGUCGCGAGCCUCGGCGGAUGCCUUCUGCGCCUAGGAUGAAUCCAGGUGGAAUGGGGGGAGCAGGCUAUUCGGGCCCUCCGCCUGUCAGGUCUAAUACACCUGGGCAAUAUCCCGCUAGGACCGGUACCUCCGGCCAGUACCCCGCCAGAACUGGCAUCCCUAGCCAAUAUCCAGACAGGACCGGUACGCCUGGUCACCACCUCGACAGAACCGGCACUCCGGGCCACUAUGCCGAGCCUCACAAUUACAACGCACAGUCUUCGUAUGGCUACGAUACCCAGAACACAUAUGGAUACAAUCACAAUGGUCCUAGAUCGCCACCUCCGGUUUCACCGUACGACGAGCAGCCCUACAAUCAUGACUUUCCUCACGAAGAUCGGUACAUGUCACCAGCUCCGACCUACACCACCCAACCGGCUUUUGCAGCAGCGGAGCAUUCGCAACCUCAUUACAUGCCAUCGGAGACCCCGCUUCCACCAUAUAUGCCGAUGGACCGAACACGCUCGCCAGGCCCGACUCUCUCGUCGGCUAUGAAUGCUCCUCGGCCCAUGCCAUACCGCCAACCAUCUCCGGCAAUCGGCCAAUAUACAGCUUACCCGGGAGUUUCUCCGGUCACCCCGACCUCACCACCGCCUUUCGCUGCCGCGCCGGCUCCUCAUGAAGCUAGUGACCCAGGCAGGCCCCCAAGUCUCUUGCAAAGUGGACGGAGGCCGGUGCCCAAUUCUUACAGGGACGUUUAAACUUUCGUUGAUCAUGUCACUCUCGAGGCCGCGUGUGCACCACCGAUUUGACACCUCAUCACCGCGUCUCUCAUGACCUGAAGCAACUCAAGUCACACUC